UGUAAGCGGUCCUAGUGAUCUUUAUGGCCCGGUGACCCACCGAGCUGUUGGAGUUCCAUACGUCGAAGGGCAUUUCUGUGAAUGUCUCUUUGCGGUACGGCUGCCAAUGCAAAAAUGAUGGCGGCGUACAAUGGGGGCGCGUCGGCGGCGGCCGGGGCCCACCACCAUCAUCACCACCACCACCACCUGGCCCACUUGCCCCCUCACUUGCACCAUCACCACCAUCUUCAUCCACAGCAUCACCUGCACCCUGGUUCCGCAGCUGCUGUGCAUCCCGUGCAGCAGCACCUUCAGGUGCAGGCGGCAGCGGUGAAGGCUCAUCAUCAUCAUCAUCAUCAUCAGCACGCUCAUCAUGCCCAACAACUGGAUAUCGAACCUGAUCGACCCAUCGGAUAUGGAGCAUUUGGUGUCGUCUGGUCAGUAACAGAUCCACGGGAUGGAAAGAGAGUUGCUCUCAAAAAGAUGCCCAACGUCUUCCAGAAUCUAGUCUCUUGCAAAAGGGUCUUCCGAGAAUUGAAGAUGUUGUGUUUUUUUAAGCAUGACAACGUACUCUCUGCACUUGACAUUCUCCAACCACCUCACGUCGAUUAUUUUGAAGAAAUAUAUGUUGUCACAGAGUUAAUGCAGAGUGACCUCCAUAAGAUCAUCGUCUCUCCUCAGCCUCUCAGUUCAGAUCAUGUCAAAGUUUUUUUGUAUCAGAUUUUAAGAGGUCUGAAGUAUUUACAUUCAGCCGGCAUUUUGCAUCGAGACAUUAAACCAGGGAAUCUGCUCGUGAACAGCAACUGUGUACUUAAGAUUUGUGACUUUGGAUUGGCUAGGGUGGAAGAACUUGACGAAUCUCGUCAUAUGACUCAGGAAGUUGUCACUCAGUAUUAUCGGGCUCCUGAAAUCCUAAUGGGGAGCCGUCAUUACACUAAUGCUAUAGACAUCUGGUCUGUAGGAUGCAUCUUUGCAGAGCUGCUUGGACGAAGAAUAUUAUUUCAGGCACAAAGUCCAAUACAACAGUUGGAUUUGAUUACGGAUUUGUUGGGAACACCGUCACUUGAAGCAAUGAGGACAGCUUGUGAAGGCGCCAAGGCACAUAUACUCAGGGGUCCUCAUAAACAGCCAUCUCUUCCUGUCCUGUACACACUGUCCAGCCAGGCCACUCAUGAAGCUGUUCAUCUACUUUGCAGGAUGUUAGUCUUUGAUCCAUCUAAAAGGAUAUCUUCAAAAGACGCCUUGGCUCACCCAUACCUGGAUGAAGGUCGUCUACGAUAUCAUACCUGUAUGUGCAAAUGUUGUUUCUCCACAUCUACUGGCAGAGUCUACACCAAUGACUUUGAACCCAUUACGAAUCCAAAAUUUGAUGACACAUUUGAGAAGAACCUUAGCUCUGUACGGCAGGUGAAAGAAAUCAUCCAUCAAUUUAUUUUGGAGCAGCAGAAAGGAAACAGGGUGCCGCUCUGCAUCAACCCUCAGUCUGCUGCAUUUAAAAGCUUUAUAAGUUCCACUGUUGCUCAGCCAUCUGAGAUGCCGCCAUCUCCACUGGUUUGGGAAUAAGUGUGGAAGACUUACUACUGAAGGUGUCCUGUAGCUUUCCACUGGAGUCUGGGAAUUGCAAUUCUGAUAAUGCUUGUACUGUCAUUUUCUUUCUUAGGAUUUAACUUAUCAACCACUAACCGUAAAUCUAUAUUCUAUUUAAGACAAAUGGUGUUUUUAUCGACUUUGUCUCAUAUGUCGGUGGUUGUUUUAUUAGCUAAUUUAUCCCUGAGUUGCUGAUUUUAUGAAUUUGAAGCAGUUUUAAGGCUCAGAACAAAUUGACAGUUGCACCAAAUUUUGCAGAAUUAUUUUUUUUUCUUUUUUGUA
Molecule: messenger RNA, 1848 nt
Organism: Nanorana parkeri
Lineage: Eukaryota; Metazoa; Chordata; Amphibia; Anura; Dicroglossidae
Gene: NLK
Product: nemo like kinase
Biological process (GO): intracellular signal transduction; protein phosphorylation
Cellular component (GO): nucleus; cytoplasm
Molecular function (GO): MAP kinase activity; ATP binding
Source: RefSeq, a predicted model, not a curated record